Molecule: messenger RNA, 1894 nt
Organism: Trypanosoma rangeli
Lineage: Eukaryota; Euglenozoa; Kinetoplastea; Trypanosomatida; Trypanosomatidae
Product: mitotubule-associated protein Gb4
Exons: 1
Biological process (GO): microtubule-based movement
Cellular component (GO): dynein complex
Molecular function (GO): minus-end-directed microtubule motor activity; dynein light intermediate chain binding; dynein intermediate chain binding
Source: RefSeq, a predicted model, not a curated record
AUGAUGCACGGAACGGACGGGGAAGCGGUGACACCAGUAGCGGCCGAUAAACUUGUCACGGUGUCACCGCUGUCGCUGCACGUUGUUGCACCAUUGGCGCACACUCAGGUACGCUCGUCCGACGCCCAGGCAAUUCCACCGGCAGUUGACAUUGGCGACCUCAUUGCGUACGAGUGGUUUGACGACACCACAUCGAAAUGGCGGUGCGAGUUGGCGACAGUGCUUGACAAGCCCGAGACGGACAAACUGCUGGUGGAGCAGCUGGUGCAGAAGGCCCAGAAAAAAGUCAGCGGUGUAGUGGCCACCACGGAGGAGGGCUGGGCCAUCCUCGAGCAACUGAGCGACCUUCAAGAGGAGCUGUCGCAGCAUGUCGCGGUUGCCGAUAAACGCUCGUGCGACUUUUGGGAAAAGCGGCGUGCCGUUGAGCGUGAGCAGCAGGAGCUCGAGGCAGCUCUGGAGCUUGCACGGGAACAGAUUGGGGAUGUUCGUACGGCGGUAGAGAAGAUAGACAUUCAUCACUGGUGCGAGUUGGUGUCGUACCGAUCCCCACCUGAAAUUGUCGUGCGGGUAAUGGCCGCCGUGAUGCUGGUCCUGGGCGAGCGGCGGCGCACCUGGGCAGAGAUCACGCCCAUCCUGCACCGCCCAGGACUGGUGCAGCUGCUGGUGAGCUUUGACUCCACUGAGUUGACCAGAGCGCAGCGCGAGGAGGUAUUGACGCGGUACAUCAACGCCCCAAAGUUCACCUACGAGGAGGCUAUCAAAGGCAGCAGCGCCCUCUCAGAACUGUACAGGUGGGUCGUGGCACACGUGCUAAUGAUUAACGCCAGCGAGCACAAAACGCACAUGAGUCAACUGCACGCCUGUCGCAGUUCUGAGCUUGACGGAAUGGAGCUGCUGAUGCGGGAGGACUCGGAAAAAAUAGCGGAGGUGAGUGGCAAAGUUGAAGCGCUGUGGCAACAAUUUAGGGAGGUGGAGGAGUUCGGUCACUCCGGCCACUCUGCCUCCAGAAGCCUCACCAACGGCGAUAGCCACAGCGCCAGUCCACACCGCUCACUCACCGAAACGCCUACAACCGUCUGCAUAGAAGAAACUCCGCACGCAAUGAGUCUAUCAUGGCACUACACGUCGACGCCCCAGCGACGCAUCAUUUCCAUCUACAGCGUGCUAUGCAGGCUGGGGCCCGCGCCACACAGGGGCAACAUCAUUACACUGCAGCACCACCAGUGCAAGGAACUUCUAGCCUCCGUACAGGAAAGACACCACAGCUCUCACUACGUCCUUCAACCGGAAAGGGAGGCAUGCAGCCAAAGCGACAUAAACAACAAUGAAGCACCUCAGACGACGCCACCUGAAGAGCUGUCAAUGCCGUCCAAGAAACUAGCAGCAGCUAUAGCCAAAAUGGAACACCACCUCCAAAAAACUACAGCAAACAAGGCGGCACUUCAACGCGAACUGCAACAAAAUAUAACCAAAAACAAAAAGGAACAAACACCAUUCAACAAACAUGACCAUAACCAUGAAACAAUGAAGAGAACGCCACAAAAGCCUUUUCAAAAAAUAAACGAACUACAACGCAAGUUGAAAUUCCACGACACACCCGUAUCUCAUCAAGAGCCCAGCCCACAAGAAAAAAGAAAAGAAAAAGCGGGGCUUGAAAGCCGGCUGCAGGAGCGCGAUGAUGCCUUGGCCGAGCUGCAGCGGCAGCUGGAGAAGAAUGCCAUGGACAAGGCGGGCUUGAAGGCCAGCUGCAGGAGCGCGACGAUGCCUUCGCCGAGCUGCAGCGGCAGCUGGAGAAGAAUGCCAUGGACAAGGCGGCGUUUGAAGGCCGGCUGCAGGAGCGCGAUGAUGCCUUGGCCGAGCUGCAGCAGCAGCUGGAGAAGAAUGCCAUGGACAA